Molecule: messenger RNA, 513 nt
Organism: Cladophialophora psammophila CBS 110553
Lineage: Eukaryota; Fungi; Ascomycota; Eurotiomycetes; Chaetothyriales; Herpotrichiellaceae
Exons: 1
Coding region: 1-513 (170 amino acids)
Source: RefSeq, a predicted model, not a curated record
AUGGUGGCUGGCCGUCGGUUUGACGGCACUCGAGUGGAAAAGAAGGGGCUGGGGAGCUUGCUCGAGCCCAUGUUCCAGAAUCGGGAUGACGAGGAUCGUGAACGGAGCCAAGAGGAAAUCAAAUGGAGAGUGCACGUCUCUCAAGUGCUGCGAGGACGAGUGCUCAUCUACACCGAGGGUGGUAGGCUGGGUCUCGUUCCCGGUAACUUGAUGGUCGGAUAUGAGGUGUGCGUGAUCCUAGGCUGCAGUGUCCCAGUUAUCAUGGCGGAAUUGAAUUACAUCGACGACACGGGAGCGAUGUCAUCAGAUCCUUCCCAUCACGGGAAGCCAAGCGGCCAUCAUAUUUUAUGGUGCGAGUGCUUCAUCGACGGCAUGAUGGAUGGGGAGAUGAUUGAAGAGUUGGGAGGCGAGGAAAACGGCCUGCGAAUGAUUCAUGGCGCCGAGGGUGUCGGGGAGGAUAGAACAUGGGGGUUAGGCGAGGGGAUUCAAAUGAGAGAGUUUCACAUUAUCUGA